Messenger RNA from Syzygium oleosum, 606 nucleotides. RefSeq names its product disease resistance protein L6-like. Gene Ontology annotation, biological process: signal transduction. The record is from RefSeq and is a predicted model, not a curated record. Lineage: Eukaryota; Viridiplantae; Streptophyta; Magnoliopsida; Myrtales; Myrtaceae. The coding region runs from base 1 to 606 and encodes 201 amino acids. The transcript has a single exon.
AUGAAGAGAAGUGCAGGUCACUUCGCCACUGAAGGCGGGGCCGAUAACGAUGCGGCCGUCCAUAAUGGAAUGGCAGCAGGUGGGCCUGCUCGUGAUAUCAAUUCGACACAAGUAAAGGAAGGGACGGCGGCUUCCUCGUCGGGAUACGAUUACGAAGUGUUCUUGAGCUUCAGAGGGCCAGAUACCCGAGCGGGCAUCACCGACUUCCUCUACACAAGCCUAGUUGACGUGGGAAUCCGUGCGUAUAGAGACAACAAAAAUCUCCAACACAGGGAAGAAAUCGGCCCCGAGCUCCUCCAAGCGAUCCACCAGUCAAAGAUCUCCAUACCCGUCUUCUCGAGAGGCUAUGCCUCUAGUAAAUGGUGCCUCCAGGAGUUGGUCCACAUGGUGAAGUGCAAGAAGACUCGGGGGCAAAUCAUCGUGCCCAUUUUCUAUGAUGUGGCACCUCGGGAGGUCCAACUGCGAACCGGGGUCUAUAAGGGGGCCUCGUAUUUGCAGGAAACCAAGAAGCUGUACAGCGAUGAGACUAUACAAGAGUGGAAAAAGGCUCUCAAAGAGGCUGGAAAGCUAGAUGGAUGGGACCUGCGGAACAUGCCCAAUAGGUGA